Nematolebias whitei (Rio pearlfish) is the source of this 3313-nucleotide messenger RNA. It is a transcript of the gene cnot3a, whose product is annotated as CCR4-NOT transcription complex, subunit 3a. The coding region runs from base 188 to 2917 and encodes 909 amino acids. The transcript is spliced from 18 exons. Lineage: Eukaryota; Metazoa; Chordata; Actinopteri; Cyprinodontiformes; Rivulidae. Gene Ontology annotation, biological process: nuclear-transcribed mRNA poly(A) tail shortening; regulation of DNA-templated transcription; regulation of stem cell population maintenance. The record is from RefSeq and is a predicted model, not a curated record. Gene Ontology annotation, cellular component: CCR4-NOT core complex; P-body; nucleus.
GGGAUUUUAGCUACCGUCCAUCUUCAGCUACAUUACUGUGAGCGAGCUUAACGAAAAGAAAACAUUUUGGAAGUAAAGAAGACUUUCUGGAAGUAGUUUUGGCUGUAUUUGAAAUAAGAUAACCGAAAUCCCAUACUCUAGCCGACUUCUUGACAGACGGAAUGUGGACAUUGUCGUAGUCAGAGCCAUGGCUGACAAGAGAAAACUACAAGGUGAAAUUGAUAGAUGUUUGAAAAAAGUAGCUGAGGGUGUAGAGCAGUUUGAAGAUAUUUGGCAAAAGCUCCACAAUGCAGCCAAUGCAAACCAGAAGGAAAAAUACGAGGCUGACCUCAAGAAAGAGAUUAAAAAACUACAACGAUUGAGAGAUCAAAUUAAAACGUGGGUGGCCUCAAACGAAAUCAAAGACAAAAGGCAGCUAGUUGAGAACCGCAAACUUAUAGAGACGCAAAUGGAACGGUUCAAAGUGGUGGAGCGUGAAACAAAAACAAAAGCAUACUCUAAAGAAGGCUUGGGGCUUGCUCAGAAGGUGGAUCCAGCUCAGAGGGAAAAGGAAGAGACGGGACAGUGGCUAACAAAUACAAUAGACACACUAAAUAUGCAGGUGGAUCAGUUUGAGAGUGAGGUAGAAUCUCUUUCAGUCCAGACACGAAAAAAGAAAGGCGAUAAGGAGAAACAAGACCGCAUCGAUGAGCUCAAGCGGUUGAUUGAGCGGCAUAGAUUCCACAUUCGCAUGUUAGAGACCAUUUUACGAAUGCUGGACAAUGAUUCUGUGCCGGUGGAUGCAAUACAAAAGAUCAAGGAUGAUGUUGAGUACUACAUUGAUUCCUCUCAAGACCUGGAUUUUGAGGAGAAUGAGUUCCUUUAUGACGACUUAGACCUGGAAGACAUCCCUGCAGCGUUAGUUGCAACUUCUCCGUCAGGUCAGGGCAACAUGGAAGAUGAAAUGUACCUCCAUUCGAGCAGCACUCCCACGUCCACCACAUCUUCUUCACCAAUCCCUCCAUCCCCAGCUACUUGCACCGCAGAGAACUCAGAGGACGAUAAGAAAAGGGGACGGUCGACAGACAGUGAAGUUAGUCAGUCGCCAGUGAAGAAUGGCGCCCCAUCUUUACAAUCUUCCUUUUCUUCUUCCACCACCUCUGGGUCUUCUUCAUCCUCUUCCCUUGUGUCCAUGGCAAGUGUUGUUGGAGGCAUUCUCACGAUUCCCACGAGCAGUACUCUCAUAGGAAGCUUUAGUAGCGCAGUACAACAACAUCAGCAUCAGUCUGCACAACAGCAGCAACAAUCUCAGCAAUCAAACCAACCACAGCAGCAGCAGCAACAACAGCCACCUCAGACUAAACCAUCCGUUCCCUCGAACAACACCCCCAGCCCACCCAGCAACCCUCUUCUCCCAACAUCCACUGUCCCUUCUUUAACCACACCCAGCACGCCCACUUCAUCAGCUCCCAACUCUCAACCCAUCUCCGGGCCCACUGCCGCAUCCAGUUUGGGGCUGGGGCUGGAUUUAAGAAAAGGUGGCAUAACGGGGACCAGCAGUGCCAACCAAAUGUCAAGUUUAGGCUUGACUGGCCACACCACUCCUUUAAACACAAUGGCAGGCCUCAUUUCAGGGUCCACAUCUGCCCUUUAUGCUCAUGCAGCAGCAUCUGGAGGUUUGGGCCUGAGCUGCACAACACAGUCCAGCAUUUUAACAGAGAGCAGCACUUCCAUCCCCACCUCAGGGUCAAGUGGAAUCACCACCAAUGGCACGGGGUCAGGGCUUAGUUUGCUAGGUUCCAACCAGGCACACAAUUCUCUGAGUGGGAGUAUUUUGAGUUUGGUCCCUGGGCAGGGCGUGGCCCCUGCUACCUCUCAGAUGCCCCCAAUUUCUGCCAGCACCACAGCCGGAGUAGUUGGUUUGAUGGUUGGCAACGGAGGAAGUGUUGGUGGGGUUGGACCAGUAGGAGUGAAUGCUGCUCCUGCUAGACCACCAAGUGGACUGAAGCAAAAUGGAAGCACAAGUUACAGUGCUGUAGUGGCAGAGAGCUCCACAGAAUUGUCUCUUAGCACGCCAAACCAGUCACAAAACAGCCAAUCCUCAUCCCUCAGCUCCUCAACCAGCCAGCCGAUGGACAACGGUCCCAGUUUAAUCAGCUCCAUCACCCUGCCCCCCAGUUCUCCAUCCCCCUCAUUCUCAGACAGUACACCCAGUGGAGGGAGUCUUCUGAACGGGCCCCACUCUUAUCCACAGGCCUCUGAAGGCCUUGAGGCUCCUAAAGGCCUCAGUUCCCUGAAGGUGAUGGCUGAGAGAGCAGCACUCGGAUCGGGUCUAGACGGAGAGAUUCCCAACCUUCAUGUGACCGAGAGAGGUCUGAACGAUAUCUUCUCUGGUUCGUCAGCAGCGCCUGGUACGCCCGCUGCUCCUCAGCCGUCCGUGUCGGAGGUCAGUAUCCCUCCGUUACUCGGGGUCUGUCCACUGGGUCCAACCCCUCUCCCCAAAGAGCAGCUGUACCAGCAGGCGAUGCAGGACUCUGUGUGGAACCACAUGCCUCACCCGUCUGACUCUGAGAGGAUCAGGCAAUACCUGAUGAGGAAUCCAUGUCCCACUUUGCCCUACCACCAUCAAGUACCAACCCACCACUCUGACACCAUAGAGUUCUACCAGAGACUGUCCACAGAAACGCUCUUCUUCAUCUUCUACUACCUGGAGGGCACUAAGGCUCAGUAUUUGUCUGCCAAGGCUCUAAAGAAACAAUCAUGGAGGUUUCAUACCAAGUACAUGAUGUGGUUUCAGAGGCACGAGGAGCCCAAGACUAUCACUGAUGAGUUUGAACAGGGCACUUACAUUUACUUUGACUAUGAGAAAUGGGGCCAGAGGAAGAAGGAGGGGUUCACCUUCGAGUACAGGUACCUCGAAGACAGAGACUUGCAGUGACGCACUGAGGGGACACGAAAGGACAGAGAAAAAGACAAAACCGUGCUGCUGUUGACAUUCCGAGACUGAACGCCAAAACUGUGGAUAGAGAUUGUGAUGUGUAGUAGAAACCCUCUCCUGGAGUGGAGACUGGUGUCUGUAUAGGCUGCAUCUCAAUGCGAAGCCCAAGCUCCUCGUGUAGUGCUUUGCUUUUUGAUAAAAACGCCCCGUGGGUCUGAUCAAACGCACUGCGCUGCACGAGCUGGGAAGGCUCUCGUUGGAGAUCUGCGUUUGUGCCUGUCUGUGUGCACACUCAGUAUGUGGCAUUAGGAAAGCCUACCCCAUGCAUGUUUGUUUUGUUUUUUUUCCUUUAUUUUCCUGUUUCAACAUGAUUCUCUACCACACAUCCAACAUGAG